Protobothrops mucrosquamatus (brown spotted pit viper) is the source of this 3608-nucleotide messenger RNA. RefSeq names its product solute carrier family 13 member 5 (gene SLC13A5). Gene Ontology annotation, molecular function: citrate transmembrane transporter activity; succinate transmembrane transporter activity; sodium:dicarboxylate symporter activity. Bases 52 to 1671 code for a protein of 539 amino acids. The record is from RefSeq and is a predicted model, not a curated record. Gene Ontology annotation, cellular component: membrane. Gene Ontology annotation, biological process: monoatomic anion transmembrane transport; citrate transport. NCBI's taxonomy places the organism in Eukaryota, Metazoa, Chordata, Lepidosauria, Squamata, Viperidae. The transcript has 12 exons.
CCGCUUCUGAUCGCCACCCAGGAGGCCAGAUGUGGCUAUGUGAUCAUUCUCAUGGCUGUGUACUGGUGCACUGAGGUGAUUCCUUUGGCUGUUACAUCUCUCUUGCCAGUCAUUUUAUUCCCAUUGUUUGGCAUCCUGGAAUCAAAAAAGGUAUGCAUGCAGUACCUAAAGGACACAAAUAUGCUCUUUAUUGGGGGCCUGAUUGUGGCUGUGGCUGUAGAGCAUUGGAACCUGCACAAGCGGAUUGCGCUCAGGGUGUUGCUAAUUGUUGGAGUGAAACCUGCACUCCUGAUGUUGGGAUUUAUGGCGGUUACGGCUUUCCUGUCCAUGUGGAUCAGCAACACAGCAACCACUGCCAUGAUGGUCCCCAUCAUCCAGGCUGUUCUAGACCAGAUGAACAAUUCAGAGCAUGAGCUGACAGUCAUGGAAUCAGCUGCUGGACACAUCAACAAUGCUGUUGAACUGGAAGGGAAGGUGGCCACGGGAGUCUCCUCAGUGCAAGGCAAUGGAUACCUUCCUGAUGAUUCUCAAGAGCAAGACAGGAUAGCAAAGAAGCGUACAAACAAGGGAAUGACCCUGUGUGUGUGUUACGCAGCAAGCAUUGGCGGGACAGCCACCCUUACUGGGACAGGCCCUAACUUGGUCCUGAAAGGCCAGAUGAAUCAAUUGUUUCCAAGAAAUGAUGAUAUCUUGAAUUUUGCUUCCUGGUUUGGAUUUGCUUUUCCCAAUAUGUUGUUGAUGCUGAUACUGGCCUGGUUUUGGCUUCAGUUUUCCUUUAUGGGAUUUAACUUUCGGAAAACCUGGGGUUGUGGAAAACAAAAGACUGAGAAAGAGAAGGCUGCUCUUAACGUGCUGAAGGAAGAGUAUCGAAAGUUGGGGCCCAUCUGCUUUGCUGAAAUCAGUGUCCUCAUGGUUUUCACACUGCUGAUUCUCCUCUGGUUCACCCGAGAUCCAGGCUUCGUCCCAGGCUGGGCAACUUUUCUCUUCAAUAAAGACAAAGAAUAUGUAACUGACGCCACUGUGGCCAUUUUUGUGGCCCUACUGCUCUUCAUUCUUCCUUCCGUGAGGCCCAGAUGUGGUUUCUGCAGCCAGAACAGCUGUGAUUUGGAAGAAGCUGAGGAAGAUAUGAAGGAACCAUUUUUCCCCGCUCCAUUGCUGGAUUGGAACACUGUUCAGAAGAAGUUGCCUUGGAAUAUUGUACUGCUGCUUGGAGGUGGCUUUGCUUUGGCCAGUGGAAGUGAUGCUUCAGGGCUGUCCAAAUGGCUGGGGAAUCAGAUGACACCACUGCAUACCAUUCCUCCCUGGGCCAUUGCAGUUAUUCUCUGUAUUGUCAUUGCCAUUUUCACCGAAUGUACCAGUAAUGUGGCAACAGCCACCCUCUUCCUUCCCGUCUUUGCAUCAUUGUCACAGUCCAUUAAAGUCAACCCUUUAUACAUCAUGAUUCCAGGCACUCUCAGUGCUUCAUUCGCCUUCAUGCUCCCUGUGGCAACCCCUCCAAAUGCCAUCGUAUUCUCCUAUGGCCAUCUCCGCGUAUCUGACAUGGUUAAAGCUGGAAUUGUGAUGAACAUCAUUGGAGUCAUUUGCGUAACUCUAGCCAUCAACAGCUGGGGGCGUGCUAUGUUCCAGUUAGACACUUUUCCAUCAUGGGCAAACGGCACCCUAGGGAAGUGAAAACAAAGCCAAAAGCAUUCUGCACUUAUAUGGACGUCCUGUUCCUUUCUUGCCCCAAUUUUCUUCUCAAACCUUAGUUAACCCACUGAGGUCCAAUUUUUUGUCCUGAGUUGGGGCAGACCACCUGGAAAGCAUUCCAGCCACACCUAAAUGUUUGUGCUGCUUCCAGAAGAAUCUCUGAGCAAACAUCUCAGUGGCAUCUCCUGCAGCCAGUGCUUGCCCAGCUGUGUUUCCAGGCACACCAGGAACAGAAUAUGGGUUCUUUAGAGACAAAACAUGGGGGCAAAAACUGCUAUGUUUAAAUAUAGGAAGAAAGUGGCUUCAGAACAGACUAAACUUACAGUCAUUAAGGUAAAACUGGGAGUAUGUCAAGCACAGGCCUGAUGAAUUCCCUAUAUUGUCUGGCUGCAAAGUAACCAUUUUACAUGUGACUCCUGCUACCUGAUUAACUCACUCAGGCCAAUCUUAUUUGGAGAGACACAGAAAAUGCCUCAAGACAAGAAGAAUGUCUCUUCCACACUGGCAUGUUGAUCUGGACUAUAUGGGCUAACAACAGUCUGCUGUGUUCUGAUUUUGGUAGUUCCCAGCCAGGCAGAAAUGCAAUUGUGUCUUCCUGUCCCAUUUGCAGGCCCAGAGCUAGGCAGCUAGCAGAAGGGGAUAUGGGUGGACUAGGGUGGGCUUGAAAGUGUGGGAGUAAAAUCAAAACAGCCAGAGUUAAAUGCAGGUAGCUUAAUAUGUUUAAUGUUAUUUAAAUUGCCUUAAAAUCGGUGCAAUACAAUUUGCAUUUUGUGCAUCUGAUAAACAUACAUAUAAAAAUAUCUCAGUACCUUUGAACUCAGUGGCUGGAAAGUAGCAGAUCCGGGAGCUAUUGGAUAAAAACUGGCCUUGAGAAAAGAGGAAGAGAAGAUCUUCUUUAAAAUGUUAGAUAAAUAUUCAUGUAAGCCAUCCAGAGUAUCCUCAUAGACAUAAUCUUUCCUCCCUUAAGCAAAAGUUCUUCUUGCUGGGGCCUUUUGCGUAUGAGAAGUCAUGAUUUUAUAUGUUCCUUUGCAAGAGUCAGGAGGAGGGGCAUUUAGAGCACAAAUAUAUAAAGUAGACCUUUAAGUUAUUUUUCUAUAGUAGUUUGCCUGACUUUGAAAACUUGUAAAAAUGAAAUGUCACAAAAUAAUAAUUCUUUUUAAUUGAUGAAUUUUAUUUGAUGUUUUACCUUGCUGUCUUCAAUCAGUAUGAAUGACUUUAAACUAAUUUUUAAUUCUUCAGUUAAAGAUUCAAUGAUACUUAAAUUUCCAAUGUUGACAGAUGUUUAUGUGCCAAAGUUGAAUAGUUUUGCUCUUGAGUAAUGGAUGGGCAGGAAACUCUGUGACUUGAUUCAUACAUUGAGCCAAGCCAUCACAUGGUUUGCUUCGUGUCAACAUAGUAUGUUGGAUAAAUCUGGCUAUUGUGGCUUAGCCUGCUGUGUAAAUGUAUGAACAGCCUUGUGAUUCUUGAAAUAGUUAUUCUGCCCAAUUUCACUAGUGAUUGCAUGAAAAGGGGAAAUGCAUUGUCUUCUGAGGUAAUAAGGACUGGAGAUUUCUGGUUAUAUGACUCCUGAGAAGAGACCAAAGGAUGAUAGCUACCUCCUACUUUCCCCAUUACAUCUAGGUCCGGACUAACAUAUCUCCUUAUUCAUUUUGUGAUCUGGCACCAUCAGUUUACAUGGUGCUUGAGGGAAUAGAGGCUCUGUGCUCUAAAGAGGAAGAUCUAGUAGGAUCUCAGCUCCUGGUCAGGAGUCUCAGUGUUUGUUAGUCCUCUUGAAAGAGUUUGUUCUUACAAGGAGUGAUAUAGGCCUACUUGUGAUGGGUACUGUUCAGUUGUUCAUUUUUUAAAAAUCUCUUUUUAAAGAUUUUAUCUUUCAUGAGCUUGUAGCCAAGAGGUUGUUGUUCUAACUUAAUUAUCUAUAU